Messenger RNA from Hemicordylus capensis (graceful crag lizard), 4402 nucleotides. It is a transcript of the gene CFAP251, whose product is annotated as cilia and flagella associated protein 251. Gene Ontology annotation, cellular component: sperm flagellum. Gene Ontology annotation, molecular function: protein binding. The coding region runs from base 16 to 4230 and encodes 1404 amino acids. The record is from RefSeq and is a predicted model, not a curated record. Lineage: Eukaryota; Metazoa; Chordata; Lepidosauria; Squamata; Cordylidae. The transcript is spliced from 22 exons.
UGUCUAGGGGAAAAGAUGGCCCAGGCAGUCUACAACGCAUGGUGCAAUCCUAUGCCAGGCCUUCCUUUGGUUUACUCAGAAGCCAGUUCCCUUGUGUUCGGCGUAGGGUUGCCAACUGCCCCUCAUUUCAGGGAUGAAAUGUUGGUCCCUAGAGGGACAGCAUUCGUCCCUCAUUUUGGCGGCGAGAGACCUAUUUGUAGGGAAGCUCAGAAGAGGAUGAAUGAAGGAGGGAAUGAAGGCCCUCCGGAGAAACUGGUGGGCAGGAGUGAAGACGACCCUCCAGAGGAUGCAGCAGGCAGAAGUGGAGGAGCCCAUGAAAUGUCUCCGGAAGAACCAGUGGACAGAGAUGCCCAGGAAGGCCCUCCAGAGGAACCAGAGGAGAGAAAUGGUGGAGCCCAGGAAAGCCCUCCAGAAGGACCAGUGGACAGAGCAGCCCUGGAAGGCCCCCCAGAGGAACCAGCAGACAAAAGUGAAGGAGCCCAGGAAGGCCCUCCGGAAGAGCCAGUGGACAGAGAUGCCCAGGGAGGCCCUCCUGAGAAACUAGAGGAGAGAAAUGGUGGCGCCCAGGAAGCCCCUUUGGAGGAACCAGCAGAAGCCCCUCAAGGGACAAAAUGGCCAGAACCAGUUGCUGAGGCACCAAGUGAAGAAGAGGCACAGGGUGCAGCAAUGACUCUAGAGGAGGUGGAAUUGCCCAGCCAGGCUCACAUAGUGCCAAGCAAAGAGGGCCUCCAGGAUCCCCUGGAAAGAACAAAAGAUGAAGAGCAUCCCGCGUCAGCCCUACAAGAGACUCUCCUGGUGGAAACCGUCACUUCUCCAGGCCCCCUGGAAAUGUCUGAAGAUGCUGCUGCAGUGGGUUUACCCACAGAGAAAGAAGAGGCCUGGAUCUCAGCACAAGAGGAUAAAUCACCAAUAGAUAUUACACAUAAAACUUCAAGAAGGGGAGAAGAGUGGAGUCACUCAAGAGAAAACAUCUUGAGGAUUGAACAUCCUGAAGAAAAAGCAAGUGAACGAGAGAGAGAAAGUCAAAGAAGUAGUAUUGCAUCCGAGGGAGAGGAAGGUAGACAGGAAGGCAGAAUUGGGAAAGCAAGCUUUAGGAAAACCCCAGAGAGAACACAACCACCCGAAACAGAAAUCAGAGCCCAAGCUGCAGAGAAAGAGCAUCGCUCCAUAAGCAGAGAAAGGAUUGUGAGACAGGAGAGUCCUGAAGGAAGCCCCAAAGAGAUGUCUUUGGGGUCACCUGCAAGUGCCAGGGACAGAGAUUCUCCAGACAGUUCCGUCACGAGAGGACACUUGGCCACCGAAGACGAUGAGAUUGCUCGCAGAAGUGGGGAAGAGGCUCCCAGCAGGGAAUCCAAGGAAGGCGCCCAAGAAGAGGAAGGACUCUCCAAAACCAUAACCGCUGCCAGCGACACAGCUCCAGCUGAGGAACAGUCUGUGGUAUCCUCUGCCCUCCCGGGCAUGAUGUUUGAAGAGAAGAGCAAACUACUCUCAACACACCCACUGAGUUUGACAUGGGUCUUUGGCUACAAUCACAACCUCCCUGUUUUCAACCUGCUGGAUGAAGAGUAUCGGGUCAUUCUGUAUGUCUGCUCUCACACUGCUGUGAUCCAUGACAUCUUCCGGAACAAGCAGUAUCACCUCCAGGGUCACUCAAGUUGUAUUUCUUGCAUCUGUAUAAGCGAAGACAGGAGGUGGAUAGCAACAGCUGACCGAGGUCCUGAGAGCAUGGUGAUCAUCUGGGAUGGCUACUCUGCGGUUCCUGUGCACACGAUAUUCGACAGUCACCCAGAAGGUGGAGUUGGUGCCAUUGCAAUUUCACACGAUUCAAAGUUUUUGGCUACCAUAGGGGCCGGAGAAGUGCAAAAAGUUUGCGUCUGGAGGUGGACCUCACCUGAACCAGGGCCUGUCUGCAGCGUGGAGCUCCAGACCCAGUUUGGCAUUCAGGAUUACAUUGCAUUUAGUUCCAGAGACCACAGAGAACUGGUCAGCAACAGCCAAACGCAAGUCAUAUUUUACAUGUGGGAGGACAAAGUUCUGCAGUACCACCCUCCCCUCCUAUCAGACAAAACUUUCAACAAGACGGUGGGGAACUUUAGCCAGUCCCUCUUCCACUUCAGCACAGCACAAGCAAUUACAGGGACCAUGGAAGGCAAGAUGGUGGUCUGGGAUGCUGUUCCCUCCAAGGUGGCCGCCUUCUCUGUCAAACCGUUCAAUAUGAAAGCCAUCAAGCUGAUGCACCUGCAAAAGGAUGGCAUCACUGUUCUUGCUAUCACGGACAGGAAUUUUGUGACUUGUGAUGUCAAAGGCCAUGUUAAAUUCUAUGACGGAGACCUGCAGCUUCUGCAUUGGUACAGCCAGCUUAAACUGGGGUGCAUCAGGUCUGUUUCCUUCUCCAAGAAACCAAUGUGUCCCGUGGACAUUUCCAAAUUUCCUGCUUCUUGUACCUUAUCAGGUCAGCCCUUCGUUGUCAGGAAUUUUAUCCUCUCCACAUCCGACGCACUAGUGGUUCAUGUCUGGACGGAGGGACUCAAAGUGACCAAGUGUCUGGAGGAGCCGAAGGAUAUGGUCCAUGCCAUCACCUGCCACCCAAGCAAGCCUCUCAUGGCCAAAGGGAGUCACUGCGGGCUCCUAAAAGUGUGGAACUAUAAGCUCAACAAAUACCUGGUCAGCCGAAUCUUUAAGGGCGAACGGAUUCAGAGUCUCUGCUACAACCAUGAUGGCUCACUUCUGGCGGCUGGCUUUACCAAUGGAAGCGUUUACAUCCUGGAUUCAAUAUCCCUGGAAAAUGACUGUCCGGAGCCUUUCCGGGAAUCGAGAGCGGCUAUCAUUCACAUGAGCUUUUCUCACCAAUCCCAGUAUCUCGCCACUGCAGAAGAAAACAUUUCUGUGACCCUUUACAAAAAAAGCCUGGUGGACGAGGUGGCCGUCUGGGAGCGCCUGGCCGCUCUGCACUCCCAUUACAAGCCGAUCUGUGCUUUGCUCUUUGGGGUGUACUUAGAUAGUGAUGAGCCACGGCUUCUGAGUCUUGGGGAAGACAGACUUUUGGUGGAAUAUGACCUGGAACACUGUGUCAAAGAUAAACUGGCCAUCAUCCGAAGGGAUCGCAUUGAGCAGAGUGCAGUCCCCAGGUGUGUCGCCUGGUACCCGCCUCUCACAACUGAGUAUUUUUUCUUCACUGCAAACGAUCAGUACAAGAUGAAGAUGUAUAACGUGACCACAAAGUUGUGCAGAAAGACGGUUCUGGGACCCACAUAUGGCACCCCACUCGAGAAAAUGCUAGUCCUCCCAAUAGAAGAGGGCCAGGAUCCUCAAAAACGGUACCUGGCAUACAUUACAAAAGAUAAGGUCGGCCUGCAAAUUUUGCCAGUUGAUGGGAACCCACACAAGUCCUCGGCUUUCAAUUGCCACCCAGCUGGUGUCUCCAACUUAGCCUGCUCCUAUGAAGGGGGUCACCUCUUCACGUCAGGGGCCAGCGACUUCAGUGUGAUGAAGUGGGACAUUAAUUUAAUAGCUCUGGAAGCAGCUGCUUUUCUGGGUGGCGAAGACCUGAUUCCAUUUUACAACUUGCUGGAAGGUGGCCGAGAGGGUGAAUUCUUCAAGGAGUUGGAAGACUAUUUUUACUACGCACAGCUGUGUCAUCAAGGGAUCGACACCAUGGAGCCUAGAAAGGUGUCCACACACAUCCCCCUGGAAUGUGUUCCAUCUGUCAUGCGAGCGAUGGGAUUUUACCCGACAGAAGAACAGAUCGAAGACAUGCUAAAUGAAGUCAAGUUCAGCGACUAUCUGGAGACUGGGAAGCAAGUGACCAAGAUCAAUUUAGGGGACUUUAUCAGACUCUACAUAAACCACCGGCCAGCAUUUGGGCUGUCGAUAAAAGAAAUACAGAACGCCUUCCAAGUGCUGGGUUAUGAGAACGAGAACAGAGAGACAAGUAUGAACAGGGAUGACCUGCUGCUGCUGCUUCAGCACAGAGGAGAGCAUUUUACAGAGGAGCAGCUGGCAGAAUGCCUCACCACUUUGCUGGGCAUGAAUCCCGAGGGAGGGCGCUCAGAGGUUGGCACCUACGAUCCCACAGGUGCUCAGGACUAUAUUGAGGAAGGAAUUCCAGAGGAAAUUACAGCAGCCCAUUUCACUGUGGACAUUCUUGGCUUACCCGUUCCGGAACCUCCGUCAAGAGAGGCAGAAACCACCAAUGAACCCGAGAGCAGUACCCUGACAUCAGAUUCUUAAGCGCUGUGGAUUAUCCUCCAUCUUUCUUAGUUGCUGUAACAGCCUAUUUCCCCUGAAGUACCUUUAGAAAUUAUAUCCUUGUUUGACAUGACAUCUACAUUUUAUGUCAUGGAAUAUAAUUUAAAUUUUUUUUUAAAAGACAAUGGUUAAUAAAUGGUGGGCCUUUAGUAGA